GACAAGUUUGAUCAAAGUUUCACGUUCCAACAGAGAUCACCAACGUUACUUUUGGAUCCCCCUGAUCCACUUACGUGCGUUUCAGUAUACAAUAGUUCUAUGCGCUGGCAACACUGCGUGACUGGCUCAGAUCAUGAUGAUCUAUGACACAGCACUAACACGUUCUAGGAUGAUCUGGACCCAACAACCAACGGGAAAUAAACUCCGUGUAUUUGAGACCUGGGUUUGCCGCAUACACAGCACUCGGUCAACGAAUGAUGGCAUCUGUGAAAGAAUGUUGGCCCAGGUUUGGUAUAUAAUACUACGCCUGGCAUGCUCAACACUCCUCUACGGCUGCAUAUUGCCUCAUCGUGAUGGAUGUCGUUCAAGCACACCAAAUGUUGAUGACCCGCUACGCCGUUCUGGUGCCAAACAUUAUCCUGAUAUACGACCAUAUGGCGACUCUCACAGAAGAGAUUGUUUUUAUUUGGUGUCGUCCGAAGGCGUUAUCUUCAGUAUUGUUUCUGCUCAAUCGCUAUGUCGCUGUGCUGGGAAAUAUCUAUGUAUUCAUUAAUUAUUUACUACCUGCCUCAGUUAAACUUAGCUGUUCGACAUAUAAACUAUCAAGACAGGUACUUGCUUCUUUACAAGUAUUUAUCGUUUGCUUCAUAUUGGCUCUUCGCACUUAUGCUCUCUACGACCGUAGCAGAUGCUUGCUUGCUUUGUUGGUAAUUAUCAUCCUUGCCUUUGUGGGAGGAGCUUCUACAGGAGCAUUUGGUCAUCAUUCAAGCACUGUUACCAACUUGCCAGAAGGAGGCUGCUAUCGAAUAUAUGCAGCAGAGAAAAUCAUUCGUCUUGCAUGGAUGAUCCAACCUGUUUAUGAAUUGCUCAUCUUUGUCCUCACGGUGACUAGGGCUUUAAAAACCAGAGGAUUACUGCGGUUAUCUCUGACAAAGUCCAGAAGAAAUAUCAUUGCUGUCAUGUUUCAGGACGGUGUUAUGUUUUUCGGGGUGAUGACACUGUUCGAAAUACCGAACAUCCUGACGUACUACCAUGGUUCAGAUAUCCUCAGGGGCUCUCUGCGCACAUUUACUGACUGCAUGUCCGUUACUCUAAUCUCGCGGUUGAUGCUUAACCUGCAUAAAUCGGUCGAUUCUGGCAUUCUCUCUGCCCCCACCCGGGACGAUGACGAUGGCCUCCUUGUCCUCACCACUGGACUCGACGUACAGUCCACUAAUUCCUCUCACUAUUGGUAGACUUGGUUGGACGUCAAAACUGAUAUAUUCUUGUUGGAAAUGCAAAGCUGGUUUUAAUACUUUUUCACUCCUUUACGUCCUUUUUUGAUGA
Messenger RNA from Suillus discolor, 1326 nucleotides. RefSeq lists its product as uncharacterized. Lineage: Eukaryota; Fungi; Basidiomycota; Agaricomycetes; Boletales; Suillaceae. The record is from RefSeq and is a predicted model, not a curated record. The transcript has 14 exons. The coding region runs from base 354 to 1235 and encodes 293 amino acids.